This is a messenger RNA of Papaver somniferum (opium poppy), 1731 nucleotides long. RefSeq lists its product as uncharacterized. The transcript is spliced from 6 exons. The record is from RefSeq and is a predicted model, not a curated record. Bases 1251 to 1712 code for a protein of 153 amino acids. NCBI's taxonomy places the organism in Eukaryota, Viridiplantae, Streptophyta, Magnoliopsida, Ranunculales, Papaveraceae.
ACGAUCUCCACCUGAUGAGAUAACUCCCCAGUUCCUCCAGUUCUUCCCACCUCCCUCAAUUCUCCUCUUUUUUCGAUUAUGGAUGCUAUAAAAAUAAUCGAUACUUUGAAACCAUAUACACAAAGAAGAUUAUACUUCAGAUUUGGAAGAAGGAAAUCCAUCAAUUUCAUUAUUCUUUGCAGGACAUCAUCGAUUUUAUCUGCACAAGCUGGUACACAGUGCUAUAUAGAAAUAGGAAUUCCAAUGGCUAUGUAGGAAUAUGGCUGACAACCCACAACCUCCGGUAGCAAAGAAAGCAAUAGGAAGGGCUAAGUUGAACUUUCUUACAAAGCUGAAAAAGGGCGAGAAAGUACCUCUGGAAUUUUGCCAGGGUGCACCAGUUGGACCGAAUGCAAAUAAGAUUUCGGCUUAUUGUGGAAAGAUGGCACUAAAUGGAGAAAACUUCCCUUUUGACAUUCAUGACUGGUCUGAAAUGCCCCAUAAGGAAGAAAAGCUUGAAGACUCCAUUUAAGAGAUGAAGGUAAAGAAAAUUACUUUAACCAAUAUGUUAAAUUAUUUAAUUGAUUGAAGAUUGUUGAAUUUUAACUGAUGAAUAUUGUUGAAUAUUUUUCGUUAUUCUGAUGAGAUCAACUUUUGGGUGGAGGAGAAAAUCCAUGAAAAAUGGAAGGCAAACAAACGUAACAUGAGGUUGGAACAUUUCGAUGAGAAGAAGACUGAUGCACAAAACAGAGCUAGUUGUCCAAACGAAGUUAUUGACACUCAGUGGGCAAAUAUGUUGAUAUAUUGGUGUUCACCUGAAUUCAAGGUCAGAAUGUUUACGGAUUUAUCAUUUAUGAGUUUAUAUGUUAAAAUGUGACUUCUAACUUCUGAACGUUGAAUAACAUGGAAUAAAGCGAGAAUGGCAAUGCAAGUAGAAAGCAUUUGGUUGUGCCUCAUCAUGGUGGUACUAAGUCAUUCGUGAACCACCCGAUAGAGGUAACGACUAAUAUCAACCGAUAUUGAUAGUUAAUGUUUAUGUGGAUCUUGACAUACUAUAUAUGAAUAGAUAGAAGAGACAACGCAAACGAAAGCAAGUCAAGCGGCUGUGUAUCGAAAAACCUAUAGAGCCAGAGAAGGGAAAACUCCCAACCUUAUAGCUGAAGCAAAUCGCAUAUGGCUUUUUAAUACGUUAAUUUGUAUGCUGUUAGAAUUAGUAAAAUUGUUGCAACUUGUUCUCACUUUAACUCUGCAUAUUAUAAUUGCUGGCUCAAAUGGAAGCCUUAGAGAGGGAAGAUUUAGAAGAGAAUGGUUCAGAUAAUGAUGUUUCAAUCUUGGAACUCAUUUCUUAUGACCAACUGAAAGGAGACAAGUAUUGUAAAAUCAUGGGAGCUGAGAAACCAGGUUGUAUUCGUGGUGUUGGUUCGGCAAUUAAAGUAACCAAGCUUAGGGGGAAUCUUCUCCAAAACAACGAGGAAAAUGCUGCAUUAAGAGAUGAAAUUAAGAAACUGAAGGAGGAUCAGGUUCAUAUGAAGAACGACAUGGAAGAAGAACGUCUUGAUAUGAAGAAAACUGUAGAUAAGAUGAAAAAGGCCAACGAUGAAUCACAGAAGAAAAUAGAUGCCCUUUUGCUACUGUUUGCUGGUCGGAGGGACCUCCCACAUCCAGAGCCCCAUAGAGUUAUGAUCUUACUACACGAAUAUGAGGUGUAUCGGCUUAUUGAUGGUGGAUCUUAGUUCAGGGCUAAAAUUGUAA